AUGGGCACGGGUCGCCCCGACGGCGGCGCCAUUUCCCUCGUGGCGCUCUUGUUGUUGUCGUCGGUCUUGCUAGUGCCGCCGUCAGGCGCCGACAGCGUUCCGAGCUUCAUCAAGUCGCCCGACGACCAGACGGGCAUCUCGGGGGGCGUGGCCUCGUUCGUGUGCCAGGCGCUGGGCGAGCCCAAGCCACGCAUCACUUGGAUGAAGAAAGGCAAGAAAGUCAGCUCGCAACGAUUCGAGGUGAUCGAGUUUGCCGACGGCUCGGGUUCGGUUUUGCGCAUCCAGCCGCUGAGGUCGUACCGGGACGAGGCCGUCUACGAGUGCACCGCCGCCAACGUCCUGGGGCAGAUCAACGCCAGCGCCAAGCUCACCGUCCUGGACGAGGAACAGAUCCCUCACGGCUUCCCGAGCAUCGACAUGGGCCCUCAGCUGAAGGUGGUGGAGAGGACGCGCACGGCCACCAUGUUGUGCGCCGCCAGCGGGAACCCGGACCCCGACAUCUUCUGGUUCAAGGACUUCCUGCCCGUCGACGUGGAGAGCGGCGACGGACGCAUCAAGCAGCUGCGCUCGGGUGGUACACCAAUCCGAGGUGCUCUCCAGAUCGAGAACAGCGAAGAAUCGGACCAAGGCAAGUACGAGUGCGUGGCCGUCAAUCCGGCGGGGACCCGGUACUCGGCGCCGGCCAACCUCUACGUGCGAGACCAGCGAGAAGUUCGCCGGGUGCCGCCGCGUUUCUCCAUCCCGCCGUCCCACCAUGAAGUGAUGCCCGGGGGUAGCGUCAACCUGACGUGCGUGGCGGUGGGCUCGCCCAUGCCGUACGUCAAGUGGAUGAGCGGAGAAGACCAGUUGACCCGCCAGGAUGAGAUGCCCAUCGGGCGCAACGUCCUGGAGCUGACGGACAUCCGCCAGUCGGGCAACUACACCUGCGUGGCCGUCUCCUCGCUAGGCGUCAUUCGGACCACCGCGCAGAUUACCGUCAAAGCCCCGCCCAAGCCCCCCACAUCCCUCAUGGUAACCGAGACCACCGCCACCAGCGUCACCCUAACCUGGGACUCGGACACAUCCGAGCCCGUGUCCUACUACGUGAUCCAGUACCGGGCCGAACUGUCAGACGAUGGCUUCCGGGAGGUGGACGGCGUGGCCACCACCCGCUACAGCGUCGGGGGUCUCAGCCCUUUUUCGCAGUACCGCUUCCGGGUGAUGGCGGUCAACAACGUGGGCCGAGGGCCGCCCGGGCCCGACGUGGACGCCCGUACCGGCGAACGUGCGCCCUCUUCGCCCCCUAUUCGCAUUCGGGCAUACAUGUUGAGUUCCACCGGCAUGCUGGUCCAGUGGGAGCCCCCCGAGGAGCCUAACGGCCAGGUGCAAGGGUACCGACUCUACUACAGCACCAGCCCUGAGGAGCCACUCGGAGCCUGGGACAAACGCGACACAGAGGAUGAACCGCGCAUCACCCUGGCCGGACUCAUCCCCGAUGUCACCUACGGACUCAGAGUGCUCGCCUUCACCUCGGUGGGUGACGGCCCCCUUUCGGAUGUCCUGCUCAUCAAGACGCGGCAAGGAGUUCCGGCUCAGCCAUCCGAUUUGGAGGCCGAAGCCGAGCUGGACUCGCGCAUCUUGCUGUCGUGGCUCUGGCCCAUCCAGGACCCGCUAGUCGGGUACGAGCUGAUCUACUGGGAGGCUAAUCUUCCCCAGGAGAAGUACAGUGUGACCUUCGAGCCAACCGGAUCCUACGCCGUGGACGGUUUGAAAGCCGACACCGUCUAUUUCUUCACUCUUGCCGCCAGGUCUGAGAUGGGCUUAGGAGUCUUCACCACACCCGUGGAGGGAAGGACAGCCCGAUCCACCACCUCGGCGCCCCCUCAGAACAUCCGCCUGCUCAGUCUGAGCUCCACCAGCAUCCAAGUGAGUUGGGCGCCGCCCCCCGACGCCACCGCGGUCACCGGUUACUCCCUCGCCUACCUCGCGUCACCUGGGGAGGACCGUGAACGCCGGGAGGUGUUGGGAAUUGGCGCCGAGGCGCGCAGCUUCUUGCUGGAGGGUCUGGAAAAGUGGACGGAAUAUUCCGUGUGGGUCCGAGCGCUCACCCAUAUCGGGCCCGGACCGGAGAGUCCGCCGGCCCGCGUCAGGACGCAGGAGGAUGUGCCAGAAGCUCCGCCCAGAAAGGUGGAGGCGGAGCCCGUCAACUCUACGGCAGUUCGGGUGAGCUGGAAGCCUCCGCUGUCAAUCAAACAGAACGGCCACGUUCGGGGCUACCAGAUCGUCUACUCCAGGAUGGAGAAGGGGGAGCCCCACGGGCAGCCCCUCAUCAUGGACGUCGCCCACCCCGAUGCGCAGGAAGCCAUUUUGACGGGCCUGCUGCCGGAGACCAGCUACUCGCUAACAGUAGCGGCGUACACCACCAAGGGGGACGGCGCCCACAGCAAGGCUCGGCUGGUCACCACCACUGGGGCAGUCCCAGGCAAGCCCACCAUGAUGAUCAGCACCACCAUCGGCAACACGGCGCUCAUCCAAUGGCAGCCGCCCAAGGAGACGGCGGGCGAGCUGACUGGCUACCGGCUUCAGUACAAACGGGCCGAAGAGGACUCUUUCACCGUCCGAGACUUCCGCAAGAGUGACGACCACUUCACCGUCACCGGCCUCCACAAGGGGGCCACCUACGUCUUCAAACUGUGCGCCAAGAACCGGGCGGGAAACGGGGAGGAGUACGCCAAGGAGAUCGGCACCCCUGAGGACGCCCCCUCGGGGUACCCCCUCAACCUGAGCGCGGCGGGCCUCGGCGCCACCUCCGCCCGGCUGGCCUGGGAGCCGCCCCCAUUGGCCGAACGCAACGGGAGGAUCGUGGAGUACGCAGUGGUGUACCGGGACAUCGACAGCCGCGAGGAGAGCGCCCGGACCACCGCCGAAACGCACUUGAGCCUGAGCGGGCUGCGGCCGGACACCACCUACGACAUCCGUGUCCGGGCCUUCACCGCCAAGGGCGGCGGACCCCUCAGCCCAAGCAUACAGAGCAGGACCACGUCUGCCACGAUACCAGUGUUGGUCAAAAACUUUGGUGCCAAAGCGGUGAUGAAAACAUCGGUGCUGCUGAGCUGGGAGCUUCCCGAAACUUCUGAAUCCGAGUUGCCUCUCAAGAUCCUCUACAACCAGGAGAGCGUGGAGGUUCGAGGUGAAGACAAGCGGAAGCUCAUCACGCAGCUCGCGCCGGAUACAGAGUACUCCGUUGUCCUGAUGAGUCACGGGGAAGACCCUGGCGGUGUCCAGCAGCGGGUUUCCGUCCGGACCGCGCCGGACAUACUCCCGGAAAAACCCUCGGAGUAUCUUCAGGAUAUGGAGGAGGGUGGGAAAGUCACACUGCGGCUGCCCCGGGUGCUGCCGGGAAGCCCGGUCAGGUGGUUCUACAUUGUGGUGGUCCCGGUUACUCCUGCAUCCCUGAGGUGGGAGAACCCUGACGACAUGGAUCUCCAAGAGGUAAACUGUCAGAGCCCUGACGUCCGACGCAGGAAGAGAAGGCAGAUGGAGAGCGACUUCCCGCCGCCGUACGUUGCGGCCAAGCUGGACUCGCUCCCCGACGUUUUCACACUGGGCGACAGCCACGAGUACCACAGCUUCCGCAAUGAGGCGUUGCCGGGGCAAGGACGGUACCGCUUUUUCGUUCUGGCCGAGCUGGCGGACCGGGAGUCGAGGACGCUCGCGAGCAGUCCGUUCUCGGAAGCCGUCUUGGUGAAAGUCCACGGCGGAGUGGCGCGCCACUCUGAGGAACCCGAGAUGCUCUGGGUGAUGGGACCCGUGCUGGCUGUCGUACUCAUCGUCAUCAUCGUCAUCGCCAUUCUUCUCUUCAAGAGCAAGCAAGAACGGAAACGCACGUCCCCGUCGUCCAAAGACGAGCACGCGGCGGGCGUGAAGGAUUCCCUCCUGGCCCACUCGUGCGACCCGGUGGAGAUGAGGAGGCUCAACUACCAGACGCAAGGCGGCGGCGCCCCGAGUUGUCCGACCACACCGAGGAUGAGAGAACAUCCUCCCAUCGCCACCUGCGACCUGGCCGACCACAUCGAGCGACUCAAGGCCAACGACGGCUUGCGCUUCUCGCAGGAGUACGAGUCCAUCGACCCUGGUCAGCAGUUCACGUGGGAGCACUCCAACAUGGAGAUCAACAAACCAAAGAACCGCUAUGCCAACGUCAUCGCCUACGACCACACCCGAGUUCUCUUGACGCCCGUGGACGGAAUCCCCGGCAGCGACUACAUUAACGCCAACUACGUGGAUGGAUACAGAAAGCAGAACGCCUACAUCGCCACGCAGGGGCCGCUGCCCGACACGCUCGGAGACUUCUGGAGGCUGGUGUGGGAGCAACGCGCCGCCACCAUUGUCAUGAUGACGCGCCUGGAGGAGAAGUCGCGGGUCAAGUGCGACCAGUACUGGCCAAGUCGCGGUACCGAAACCUAUGGCAUGAUCCAGGUGACCUUGUUGGACACGGUGGAUUUGGCCACCUACAGCGUACGCACCUUUGCGCUCUACAAGAGCGGUUCUAGCGAGAGGAGGGAAGUCCGGCAGUUCCAGUUCCUGGCCUGGCCUGAUCACGGCGUGCCCGAGCAUCCCGCCCCCACGCUAGCCUUCCUGCGCCGGGUCAAAGCCUGCAACCCGCCGGAUGCCGGACCCACGGUGGUCCACUGCAGCGCCGGCGUGGGUCGCACGGGCUGCUUCGUGGUGAUCGACGCCAUGCUGGAGCGCAUCAGGCACGAGCGUUCGGUGGACGUCUACGGACACGUGACCUGCGUGAGGUCUCAGAGGAACUAUAUGGUGCAGACGGAGGAGCAGUACGUCUUCAUCCACGAGGCCCUGUUGGAGGCCGCCGUCUGCGGGAACACCGAGGUGGCCGCCCGAAACCUCUACGCGCACGUCGACAAGCUCGGCCGAGUACCGCCCGGGGAGACCGUCACCGGCAUGGAGCUAGAGUUUAAGAAACUGGCCCACUCUAAAGCGCACAGCUCACGUUUCAUCAGCGCCAACCUGCCGUGCAACAAGUUCAAGAACCGCCUGGUCAACGUCAUGCCUUUGGAGUCCAGCCGCGUCUGCCUGCAGCCCAUCAGGGGCGUGGAGGGCUCCGACUACAUCAACGCCAGCUUCGUGGACGGAUACAGGCUGCGGAGAGCCUACAUCGCCACGCAGGGACCCUUGGCCGAGACCACCGAGGACUUCUGGAGGAUGCUGUGGGAGCACAACUCCACCAUCGUGGUCAUGCUCACUAAACUGCGCGAGAUGGGACGGGAAAAGUGCCAUCAGUACUGGCCCGCCGAGCGCUCGGCCCGCUACCAGUACUUUGUAGUGGACCCCAUGGCCGAGUACAACAUGCCGCAAUAUAUUCUAAGGGAGUUCAAAGUGACCGACGCCAGGGACGGCCAGUCCAGAACCAUCAGGCAGUUCCAGUUCAGCGACUGGCCCGAACAAGGAGUGCCCAAAAACGGGGAAGGCUUCAUCGACUUCAUCGGGCAAGUCCACAAAACCAAGGAGCAGUUCGGUCAGGAAGGACCCAUCACUGUGCACUGCAGCGCCGGCGUGGGGCGCAGCGGCGUCUUCAUCACGCUUAGCAUCGUCUUGGAGCGCAUGAGGUACGAGGGCGCUGUGGACGUCUUCCAAACCGUCAAGACCCUCAGGAUGCAGCGGCCCGCCAUGGUGCAGACUGAGGACCAGUACCAGCUGUGCUACCGGGCUGCUCUGGAAUACCUGGGAAGCUUUGACCACUAUGCAACAUAA
Molecule: messenger RNA, 5754 nt
Organism: Nerophis lumbriciformis (worm pipefish)
Lineage: Eukaryota; Metazoa; Chordata; Actinopteri; Syngnathiformes; Syngnathidae
Source: RefSeq, a predicted model, not a curated record